AUGAAGACUACACUCGCCAGCCUGGCAUUCCUUGCCACAAUCGUCAACACUCAGGCGUUGGAUCUUGUAGCGCUGCUCGCCGGUGGCGCCGCUCCCGAUUCAGACCCAAGAUGGCUCGACUGGAAGCCUGCUGGAUAUGGUGAUUCUCGAUCUCCCUGCCCGGGCCUCAACUCCCUCGCAAACCACGGCUUUUUGAACCACAAUGGAAAGGACAUCACCAUUCCCCAGCUCGUCAAAGGUGGACGUGAGGGUAUGAAUAUGGGAGCCGACUUCAUGUCCAUCAUUGGAGCUGUUGGUCUGCAGUCAUCGCCGUUCCCAAGCAGUGGAAAGUUCGAUUUGAGUGAUCUUGAUCAGCACAACUUCCCUAUCGAGCACGACGGUUCGUUGUCUCGCCAAGAUGCUUUCUUCGGCGACAACUACGACUUCAACAAGACGAUCUUCAACCAAUUUCUCUCCAACUUCCACGGAGCCGCCAAGACUACCAUCCCGACUACUUCAAAGGCAAGAUACUCUCGAAUUCAAGACAGCCAGGCUCGCAACCCAACAUUCACCUACGGCGCUCUCCAGUUUCUCCUCAGCAGUGGAGAGACUGGUCUUUACGUUCAGACCAUGUCAAGCCCAGUUGAGAACAGCGCACGUUUGGACUACAUCAAGAUGAUGUUCGAGAAGGAGAGACUCCCCUUCAACAUUGGUUGGAGAGCCAGCAAGACUCAAAUCACUUUGAUGACCCUUGGCCAGUACAUCCUUGAGAUGUUUGCUGCGAACCCCGAUAAUGCUGCAGAGGGCCUUACCCUCACGGCUGGCACUCUCGGAAGCACACUYGCGACCCUUGCUGGAGGAUCCCACGUGCUGUCGAACAUUACAGAGGGCAUUACAGAUGCACUGGAUCUGCCUUUCCUGCAGUAG
Messenger RNA from Ramularia collo-cygni, 906 nucleotides. RefSeq names its product related to chloroperoxidase. The record is from RefSeq and is a predicted model, not a curated record. Gene Ontology annotation, molecular function: peroxidase activity. The transcript has 2 exons. NCBI's taxonomy places the organism in Eukaryota, Fungi, Ascomycota, Dothideomycetes, Mycosphaerellales, Mycosphaerellaceae. The coding region runs from base 1 to 906 and encodes 301 amino acids.